AUGGUUAUGGGAAGCCUUAGCGCACCGCAUCUCUCCAAGGAUGAUGGUGCUACUGUCUACGGCCUGAAAAGUGAGGAACGUGCCUCACUAGUGAGGGAAUUAAAUUCAUCAUUUGGCGUGGCGAUCGCCUCGGACUUGGAGCGAACUGUUCGUGUUACGCAGAAGGGACUGACUCUGGUGGUGGUAAACCGAAUUCAUGGUUUGCUGGGCUAUGACGUGGUCUCGCACGCCAUGGCCAUGACCAACGCCAACCGAGAGCUGAUCUCCUUCACCAUGUAUAAAAAGACUAGCAACAACUCUCAUCAGACACACAGCCACGGCCAUACUAGCUCACACAGCUCACACAAAAGCCAUCACAGUAGCGUUGUCACACUU
This is a messenger RNA of Brenthis ino (lesser marbled fritillary), 375 nucleotides long. Lineage: Eukaryota; Metazoa; Arthropoda; Insecta; Lepidoptera; Nymphalidae. The record is from the annotation of a GenBank genome assembly.